AUGUUUUGGAGGUUCGGCGGUUACAAUGUUUCGACCAUCGAUACGAUCCUCGAGAAAGAGUCCUUUCAACUAGAGGAGCUUCUCGAUGAAAGCGACCUCAUCCAAGAGCUUAAGCAGCACAAUCCCAAACUCGUUGAAUACCUGCGCGAGCAGCAGGUGCUUGAGAAGCUUCUUCAAUAUGUAGUAGCGCCAAAGCUCGAACCUGUCGCGGCGCCAGAUGCCGAUGAGGAGGAGGAGCAAGAGGAUGACGAGAUCGGAAGGCCACCUGUUUUUCCCACCACCAGGUCUCGGUCGUCAUCACGAGCGACCGAGCCCAGCGGCCAGGAGGAAAAUGAAAAGAAGCGCAAUCGAUGCGCCUUCGUGGCUGCCGAAAUACUGUCCUCAGACAACUACUCUAUCCACGAGGCUCUUAUGGAAAGCAGACCCCUCCUCCGGAAUUUCUGGGAGUUCCUCAAGAGGCCGACGCCGCUCGAUCCUUUGCAGGCCAGCUACUUCACCAAAGUAAAUGAGUCUCUCUUCGAUAAAAAGACGGAAGAAAUGCUGGACCUUCUCAAGUCGUUUGAGGGAGCCAUUGCCGAUAUUUUGAGACAUGUGGACUGCCCCAUGAUCAUGGAUCUGCUGUUGAAGAUCAUCAGCUUGGAGCGCACAGAGAGCGGCCAAGGCGUUGUUGAGUGGCUAUAUACCCAGAACGUGAUGCCAACUCUUCUCUCCUUCCUCGGACCAGAGCACAGCUGGGCCACCCAAACAUCGGCCGCCGACUUCAUCAAAGCCAUCAUCACUGUCUCAGCCAACGCUUCCCAAAACGAACAGACGUGUAUCGGUCCGAACGAGCUGACAAGACAGCUGGUCUCCCGCCCUUGUGUCGAACAGUUGAUCCAGUACAUGCUGGGGGGUGGCAACCCACUCACGUGCGGUGUCGGCAUCAUCAUUGAGGUCAUUCGCAAAAACAACUCGGACUAUGAUCCCGAAGGCGUCGACGCCAACGCUCCUCCGUCGUGUCGCGACCCCAUUUAUCUCGGAACCCUUCUUCGCCUCUUUGCCGACCACGUUCCAGAUUUCAUGAGCCUGAUCAUGAACUCGACGGCACAAAAAGAACGUCUUUCCUCCACUUUCGGCGAUAAGAUCGAACCCCUUGGCUUUGAUCGCUUCAAGACCUGCGAGCUAAUGGCAGAACUUUUGCACUGCAGUAACAUGGGCCUCUUGAACGAGGUUGGUUCUGAGCAGUUUAUUGCUGCCCGGGACGCUCAGCGACAACGGUUGAGAGAAGAGGGCCGUUUGAUCCCUGCUCGUGGGGUUGAUGACACGCCAUCAUCGAUCGAGGAUCUGACGAUGCGCACGUCGCAGUCAUCGCCUGCUGAGGAGAGGCGGAAGCUUGAGGUCAUGAACAUAUCUGCCGAUGACGAUGGGUUUGAGGAAGUGAGCCAUGACACCUCGGACGAUGUUUUGGAGCUCCCGGAUGCCCCUGUGCCUACCCAAGCCCCAACAUUUUCCAUGCUUGAAAAGGACGACGCGGACUUUGUUGAUGAGCCACUCAGCUCACCAAGGCUGAACUUUAAGGAGCUUGACGCGGAAAAGAGAGCGGAGUCACCACCGGCCUUCGAGGAUCCUGAUCUGGUCGUCGCGCCUCUGUCGCCCACUAAAAAGGCAGCUCAAACUGGUGCAAGCAAGGAUCAACAGAGCCCACCCAAACCAGUGACUGACGCAAAAGAGCCGCAAACUUCGGGCAAGAGCAAGGAAAUCUCCACGGCGGAAUUGCCUGUGUUGAGCACCGAGUCCUCCGUCCCCAAGGCUCUUGAUGCUGCCGAUACGUUGUCUCCCCACCCUGGUGACACGCCGGCUCCUUUAUUUUCCAGUGCUACCGCCAAGGGUGAUGAGGCCAAAGAUAAGACUGAGCAAACGUCAGAGCCAUCGCCAUCGCCACCAAAGGCCGAAGCUGCUGAGGAUUCACCUGCCGGCACCAACGCCAAUGAGACCACGGGGGAAAUUUCCAUCAUCAUUGCCCCCGCCAGCGACAGCGCCACUCCUGCCGAGGGAGCCUCAACCGCUCCCCGGCCGGUGGUCGGCGACUAUCUCAAGAUGCAGUUUGUUCGUCAGGAAGUGGUGCCCACCAUCCUUCGGUUCUUCUUCAAGUACCCUUGGAACAACUUCCUUCACAAUGUUGUCUACGAUAUCGUGCAGCAGGUGUUCAACGGCCCUAUGGAUCGCGGUUUCAACCCGACGCUGGCCAUCAGUCUCUUCGAGGCUGCCGACAUCACCAACCAAAUCAUCAACGGUCAGCUCGCCAGUGAAGAGUCGCAGGCCCAACACAAGACACGAAUGGGUUAUAUGGGCCAUUUGACGCUGAUCGCCGAGGAAGUGGUCAAGUUCACGGAGCGUCACCCCCCCGAGCUGCUCAGCGAGGUUGUCUUGGACAAGGUCAUGGCGCAGGAUUGGAUCAGCUAUGUUGAGGGCGCGCUUGCUGAAACUCGCGAGCGUGAUAAUGCCAUUCUUGGAGGGGUCAGGCCCGAGGUUGCUAUGAGCAACCGGGCCGCCCAGUCUAGUUUGGUAGGCGUCGGCCUCAACGGACUGAGCUCAAUCGGGCUGGGGGGAAACAACUCCAACACUCUUGCCGAGGCUGGCCUGGGUGGCGGGUCAGACUUGGGUGACGGGUCCGGUGCCGGUGCCUCGCCGUUUGGGAUCAGCAGUGGUACCAUGAUGAGCGGUUUCGGCAGCUCGAGCGAUGAGGACGAGGACGAGGAGCAAGAGAGCGAGGAGGAUGUCAAUAACGAGUUUCGUGCGUAUACCGAUCCGUUGAAUGCCAACUCGUCCAAUUCCUUGAACCCGCCAUCGAUCCCGCCACCGCCGCCACCUCCACCACCUCUCAACAUUAUGCCUUCUAGAGCCCGUAUGCAGCUGGCGGCUCGCCUAGCCAAGCGGAAUGCGGCUGCGGCUGCGGAGAAUGGCGGGCAGGAAGGAAGCUCGUCCAACACGGACGACGGGACUUCGGAUGCCUUCACCCUUCCCAGCCUGUCAGCAAGCGAGCGACUGCGCAACCCGUUUGCCGAUGACGGUGACGACGAGGACAAUAGCAGCGACGAGGACAACCUCGACAAUGCCGAGGACGAGGGAGGCGCAAGCAGCUCGGCGUGGAACAGAGGUUCGUGGUGGAGAGGUGUCGUUGGCGGUCGCAGUUCAGGCAGGAGACAAGGCGAUAAUGAGAAUCAAGAGAAGGAACGCUUCGGCGACGGGCGGGAUGACACUGACGAUUCGGAUGAUGCCGUCCACGAAGACGACAUUGACGACGAGGAGUUUGGUGAUUUCGCCAUGCCCGAGGUUCAGUCGUCGGGAGCCAUGGUCAGCGGGAUCGAUCCUGCCAGGGAGAAGAUUCUUGUCAAGCCCAUGGCUCUUCACCCCAGUGCUGCCAAGAGCUCGUUUGGCAGCUUGUGGCCUUUUGGGGGUCAAGGCUUCGGUGCGAACAAGGAGAAGGAGAAGGAGCAAGAGAAGAAGACAGAGGGCGAGCAGGGGGCGUCGACGUCAUCGUCAUCUUCUACUGCCAAUGCCAUCACCGAGGAGCCGGUGGAACUUGGCAAGGAAGAGGAUGAGGGCGUCAUUGGAGAGGAUGGGCAGAAGAUCAACAGGGCGGUGGAGGCGAAGAGGAGAACGAGUAUCGAAGACCCGGACGACGAUGAUGUGGGUGGGGAGGAGAUCAUUGUGCAUAAGGGACCGGGAGUGCAUUAG
This is a messenger RNA of Podospora pseudocomata, 3717 nucleotides long. Its product is annotated as sporulation-induced protein. Gene Ontology annotation, molecular function: protein phosphatase binding; protein phosphatase regulator activity. Lineage: Eukaryota; Fungi; Ascomycota; Sordariomycetes; Sordariales; Podosporaceae. The record is from RefSeq and is a predicted model, not a curated record. Bases 1 to 3717 code for a protein of 1238 amino acids. The transcript has 3 exons. Gene Ontology annotation, cellular component: cytosol; nucleus.